UAUUAUGCUGUCAGACCUCGGUGUAAGAUGUAAGAAAAUCUCCGCUCCUAUUGUAAGGAUGCGUGUAAGCGAAAAAGUCGUCACCGCUCCGGACUCCUUUAGGAAAUUCAUCAAGGAGUUAUUAUGAUUGGCUGUAUGGGAUAUUCCCAACAUCGAGUGGGCCAAUUAGAGUUGAGUAUUCGAUGCUUGAUGGUAGGAUUUACUGAUUUGGUUGAUCUCCUUCCCACAAUGUUUCUGACCUUUUAGCCAUAAUGAGCAAUUUGGUUUUGCCUACAUCAAAGUGAGCCGAACAUGCUCUCUACCCAUGGAACCUGCAGGUGGCAAAUCCAUACUUAAACAUGAUCCCAUCUGCCCGAGUUAUCUUCAACUGCCCACCUUCCUCAUUCAAUCAUCAAACAGCAUCCUGCAGGUUUAUGGCAUCUUGCAGUACAUAAUUCAACCCAUAAUCCCCGCACUUCAAGCAGUCCCCAGGUUACUCGACAAUUCCAUAUAGCUGGUCCAUUGCCACUUUAACCCUUACAUCUUGACAGAUUGCUGCUAUUCAUUCGUUACAUCAUGUCUCAUAACGAUCCAAAUCGUCUUCGUACCGGGGAGUUGGAAAUUGGCUACACAGAAGCAGUCGAGCGUCAUGCCAACAGACAUGUGGUGGCACCGAAACCAGUAUCGCAACGCAAGUUAGACUUCGAAAAUGCCAGGCCAAGAUGGAUGCGAGAAAUGGCUGCGGAAGCUAUGGGUGUCUUCUUCUUCGUGUAAGUCGAGAGCGCGAAAAUAUGCAAUAAACAUGCAUCACUCACUGACAGUCAUUCUUAGAUAUCCGGGAAUUGCAUCGUGUGCAUCAUUCUUUCUGAGCCCUGGUGACCCUGGGUUUGGAUCAGUUUUCCAAAUUGGUUGGGCCUUUGCAAUCGGCAUCGCUUUUGCUAUCAUGUAGGUUGGACUCGGAUACUAUUAAAACACCAUCUGCUCAACGUCUCAGUCGCUAAUAACCAAUAGAACUUGUGGAAGCACCUCCGGAGGCCAUUUCAAUGCGGCAGUAACGAUCUCUUGUGCCGUGUGGCUGGGGGUAUGUUCCACUGUCCCCAUUUAUGUAUCGACACUAGCUAAUCCAUACCAGUUCCCUUGGAAAAAGGUUCCACAAUAUAUCUUUGCCCAGGUCUUCGGCUCCUUUAUGGCGGCUGUGCUGCUUGUCGGACAAUAUUACCCACAGCUGACAGCACUUGCUGCGGAGUACCGUGCUAAAGGCUUGAGUCUCAAUUCACCAGGCGGACCGGGAAGCAUCCUUUGCUCCUUUCCUGGAGCGGACCAGUCAUAUGGGUAUCUGUUCUUCAUAGAAUUUUUUGCUGAUGUCUUCGUCGUACGUAUCAAUGAAAAUCCUAAGUACUGCAGCUUGCUAAAUUGUUUUAGGGGAUUGUGAUUUGGGCUUGCCUCGACCCUAUGAACCCAUUUGUGUCUGCAGCUGCGGUGCCGUGGGUAAUUGGAUUAGGUUAUGGUAAGCAUUGAAGUCACACCUGUUUCUUGCUCUCUACAUCGCCAAUAAUAUCUUCAUUGUUGAAUACUUGCUAACCUCUCUCAGCAACAAUGAUCUGGGGUUUUGCGGAUGUGACGAUAGAGCUUAAUUCAUCGCGCGACUUGGGAGCUCGCAUCGUUGCAGCUAUCUUCUUCGGAGGAGAUGCUUUCUCGGUUUAUUCAGCGAUACCCGUCUUCACAAGUAUACCUGCCAUGCUUCUUGGGACGGCAUUGUAUGAGAUGAUUCAGCGCGACAGCUUUGCAGUCAUCGCUAAAGGUCAUAACGUGCACGAGAAGGGAGAAGAUGGUGUCAUUCAGCAUUUGUCCAAAAAUGGUGCUCUUGGUGGAAGUACCAGUAACUCGGGAAGGAGUAUAGACAGUGAAACAUGGGAUAGUGAGAGAAAGAAUGAUUCUGCUGUAUGAAAUAUUUUGAAGGUUAACGAAAACGAAAGGCUGGAGUCGGGUUUGGGUACCCCGGAAAGCCAAAUGAAUAAUGAAAAUAUGUAUUAUGAAAUCAAAAGAUGGUUCUGUAUCAUGAUAGUAACUUGUUCCCAAUCAAUGUCCCGCGGUACCAUUGUCUCUCAACUCUCGAGCAUGCCAUUUUGGAAAUGCUGAGCUGGAGAGGAAAUCCUGACGCUGAGAUCGGGGAACAAAUAGACGCAUGCUUAAGACUUCCAGGUUAUUACUGCUCAAUCGAAAGGGACUGGAAAUUUGAGGUUUGAUAGACAUUGAU
Sclerotinia trifoliorum is the source of this 2236-nucleotide messenger RNA. Lineage: Eukaryota; Fungi; Ascomycota; Leotiomycetes; Helotiales; Sclerotiniaceae. The record is from the annotation of a GenBank genome assembly.